Suillus fuscotomentosus is the source of this 411-nucleotide messenger RNA. RefSeq lists its product as uncharacterized. The transcript has 5 exons. Bases 1 to 411 code for a protein of 136 amino acids. The record is from RefSeq and is a predicted model, not a curated record. Lineage: Eukaryota; Fungi; Basidiomycota; Agaricomycetes; Boletales; Suillaceae.
AUGUUCUUUCUCAUUUCAUUUUGUACAGUCGCAAACAGCGGUUUCCUGGAUGUUCUCCAUUGGCCUAACUUGACACUCAACUUCGACGGAAUUGACAACAUAGCGGAGAAUGGGAUUAUCACAAAAACUGGUGAAAUGUUGCCAUUUGAGGUCAUCAUAUACGCGACCGGGUUCAUCAGCAAACAGGAUCGCUACCCAAUGCAUGUCCGAGGCUCGAACGGAGCUACCAUCCAAGGGUAUUAUGAUGCUCAUGGUGGCCCUACCGCAUACCUCGGAACUGCAGUUCCUGACAUACCAAACUUCUACUUGCUAGUUGGACCAAAUACUGGAAUACCAGCAUCAACGUUGUUCAUGGAAGAAGUCCAAGUAAAUCCAGUGAACUUUUUGUUGGAUAUAUCCAUCAACUCAUAG